AGAGAGCUCAAAAAACCGUCCAUAUUACAGCUGCUUUGUCAGAACUAUAUGUCCACUUGUGCAAUGCUGCGAUUCCAUCCAUGACUGAGAAUCAAACCCAUCUGCCCCCACAGCACGUUUGAUGGUGAUGGACCCUCCUGGUGGGGGAAGCGAACGGCGGAGGCAGGCAGAGCGUCUUCGACGGGAGGAGGCAUACUACAACUUCAUUAAUGAACUGAGUGAAGAUGAAUACCGCCUGAUGAGAGAUGGCAAUCUGCUGGGCACUCCUGGGGAGGUGACUGCAGAGGAGCUCCGUCAGCGCCUGGAUGGAGCAAAGGAGCGGGUUUCGUCUCAGCCCCACACCGAGCAACGAUCGCAGACUGCCGAUUCUGGAGAGCAGCAGAGCAGUAGCAGCGGAGGAGAGGAGAGAGGGGCUGGAGGAAGAGGAGGGCCAGGGGUCACAGAAGCUGGAGCAGAACCUUCUAAUGGUGAUUCAUUACUGGAGUGGCUGAAUACGUUCAGGCGCACUGGUAAUGCUACCCGAAGUGGCCAGAGUGGCAACCAGACGUGGAGGGCUGUCAGCCGGACCAAUCCAAACAGCGGGGAAUUUCGUUUCAGCCUCGAGAUCAACAUAAACCACGAUCAGCCUGAGCCGGGAGAGCAUAUUGAAAUGGUGAACUCUGCAGAUGUCCCAGAACUGCCAGUGAUUCCUCUAAGCCCCUCUGCACCCUCUGUCCGCACUGUAUCCCCGCUCUCCAGCUCUCAGCCUUCAGCAACACUGAGGCCAGCUCCGUAUCCCUCCCCACGCCCGGCCAUACGAAGGAUCGAGACCCGGCGAACACGCAGCAGCACCACCGCUCUGUCCGUGGGCCCCGUCACACUUCCUCCUGCAGAGAUGGUCCCAGUUGCCACUCCACGGCGGGCUUCUACUUUGCACUCUUCAGCACCUUCUCCCGCUGUCUCCAGUCCUCCCUUUGAACAGACCACUCCAUUUCAGCAUCAAGUCCUGAAUGUAGAAGUAGAGCAGGGGCAUAAUGAACUGCCUGCUUCUCUAGACUGUCCUCGGGUGUCGCCUCAGGGUGAAUCGCAUCCCCAGGCUGUGGGACACGAAUUGCGCAGCAGCCGGACUCGAUCACGUGGCCGAGCGCGCAGGUCUGCAGCGGGCAGUGGAGUUGCAUCUCGUGCAUCGAGAAGAAGUCGAUCCCCUUUGAACAGAACGCCUGGUGUCAGUACCUCCCCACCAUCCGGGAGCGGUCCGAAUGGGUCUAUGGUCCAAACUGGUGAGCCGAGCGGUGUCACAACCUCUGUAUCCAUGGAGACUGGAGGAAUUGUGUCAGAACCAGAUGCUGUGCUGGAGUCCGCUGUGGAAACAGUAGAGCGUGCGAGUGAGUCGCCCCCAGCAGGAGCAGGAAGCUCCGCGGUCAGACGGCAUCCAACAAUCAUGCUGGACUUGCAGGUGAGAAGGAUUCGGCCUGGCGAGAACAGGGACCGGGACAGCAUCGCCAGCAGAACUCGAUCCCGUGCACGGGUUGCAGAGAACACUGUUACAUUCGAAAGCGACAGCGGUGGGUUUAGGCGCACCAUUUCCCGUUCGGAGCGAGCCGGUAUCCGCACCUACGUCAGCACCAUCCGUAUUCCACUGAGACGCAUUAGCGAGACGGGCCUCGGGGAACCCAACUCCACCGCCCUGCGCUCCAUCUUGCGUCAGAUUAUGACUGGCUUUGGAGAGCUUAGCUCUCUCAUGGAGACGGAGGCGAGUUCUGAAAGCGUUGCGCCCAGCCUUGCAGAUGUCGGCGCUACAAACAGCAGCAGCAGUCGUCUACAUCUAAAUGAGAAUGGACCUGGCCAGGUUGGGACAGGUGAGGUUCUUCAGGGGAUGGAGGGGCAUGUGAGCAGUGAGGACGGGCAGAUCGGGCAGGCCAGACUUGGGGGUGGAGUAGUUGGCUCCGCAGACGGACGGGCAAACAGCAGAGACACCAACAACCUGGUGGAAAAUGGCACCCUGCCCAUCCUGAGGUUGGCUCACUUCUUUUUACUCAACGACGAGGAAGACGACGAACAUCCCAGAGGCCUGACCAAAGAGCAGAUCGACAAUCUAUCCACACGUACGUACGGUCAGGCCAGCCUCGAAGGCGAGAUGGGUCGCGCCUGCAGCGUGUGCAUCAACGAAUACGCUCAAGGCAACAAACUGCGGCGCCUGCCCUGCUCCCACGAGUUCCACGUCCACUGCAUCGACCGCUGGCUCUCCGAAAACAACACCUGCCCCAUCUGCAGGCAGCCCAUCCUCGCAGCACAUCAUGAUUGACCCGCUCACUCCUGCUCACGGCUGGCUGAACAGAGCAAACCCAAGUGGGCCUGGCGUGUACAUAUCGCUUUCACAGUUUUUCUUUGAAAACCUCUGUUGAGUUGAAAAAGGCCGAACCAAAAGUGUGCAAAGUAGGAAAGAAACUUUAAAUCCAGAGAAUUAACAAAACUUUAUUUUUUUAGAUGCUAUGUUUUCAGAAGGUCAUUUAGCUCUUCCUGUGACCUUAGUUGCUACUUGUUUCAUCGGGCCUCAGAAGUCUCAGUAGAUGGCCUUUAUGCUUUAGGAUCUCCUGCAUUGACCGUUGAAUAGUCUGAUUCUAACUCUUUUGUGUGAGAUAUGCGUGACUUUUUCCACAACUGACCAUACAAAUCACUUGUGGGUUUGGUUUAAUCCGUAUGAGCUGUAUAUACGAGUGCACUGCUUAUCAGGUUCUUGAAGAGAUACAAAAUUAACAUCCCAUCUACUCAGAAUGGAAGAAGGAAGCGUUUUUGUUUUAUUUUAUUCUAAAACCUUAAGUCCAUUUUAAAGUUUCUUAAAUUGUGAGUUUUGAGAGAGUUUUGUAUUCACUAUGGAAAUACUGUGCUUGUAUUAGUUUAAGCCCUAAAGUUAACAAUGCAAUAGAGAAAUCCAUCAGUCAUCCCCUAAAAUCUGUCACUUUGAAUUACAACCAUCUCCUGAUUUGUCGCCACGGUUCCAGUAAAACACAGGCUGUUGAUAAUCAGACUGGUCAGUACAAGUUGUGCAAUAUCAAGAGAGGGAGAUCUUGUCUUGUUGGACAUUAACAUUGUUGUCUCUGAUUGCCAUUUCCACUCUAAAACAAUCUCUGAAGUUCAUGUUUUCUCAGAUAUCAGUUGAGAACAGACUGGGAAGAUGAGACUGAGGAAAUAAAAUAAUUCUGCAGUUUGUCCCACUAACCCAAAAUCCCUCAUAUAGCAUCUGACUUUGUGCAACCUGAUUUUUUUUUUUUCAUCUAUUUUUUUUCCCAAAACAUGCACAGAAAAACAUUUUUCAUGUAGAAGACAUGGAUUAAGAGCUACCCCACCCAGUUUCAUUUGUUUCUGUCACUUUAUACAUAACUGCAGUACUCGCCACUUAACUGCAUCUCUGCAGUUUCUGUGUCCCCAGCUAAACUGCAGGGUUGUUGGAGAACAGUAUGUAGGAAUGUGUGAGAGUGUGUGGUUUAUUUGCCUGUGUGUGUUUGUGUGUAAAAAGAAGGCCUGGUGUCCAUUACGGUUGGUUCUAUAAGAACCCUUCUGUUCUGUAUGGCCACCUCGGUGGGUUGGUGUGGGCAAAUGGUUCAGAAGUGAAUAUUUAUUCUGUUCCUAUUUAAUAUGAUGGAAAUGAGUCUUUGAAAUAUGAACUGAUAAAUGUUGCUAUGUGGUGAGAGUAAAUAAAAUGGCUUUGAUGAAUA
Molecule: messenger RNA, 3695 nt
Organism: Girardinichthys multiradiatus
Lineage: Eukaryota; Metazoa; Chordata; Actinopteri; Cyprinodontiformes; Goodeidae
Gene: rnf6
Product: ring finger protein (C3H2C3 type) 6
Exons: 4
Coding region: 122-2284 (720 amino acids)
Biological process (GO): positive regulation of DNA-templated transcription; protein ubiquitination; ubiquitin-dependent protein catabolic process
Cellular component (GO): nucleoplasm; cytoplasm
Molecular function (GO): ubiquitin protein ligase activity
Source: RefSeq, a predicted model, not a curated record